Molecule: messenger RNA, 1688 nt
Organism: Dendrobium catenatum
Lineage: Eukaryota; Viridiplantae; Streptophyta; Magnoliopsida; Asparagales; Orchidaceae
Exons: 1
Coding region: 95-1372 (425 amino acids)
Source: RefSeq, a predicted model, not a curated record
CCAAAUAUAAGAUAUUGUGGUCUGCGGACUGCGAGUUCAGAACCAGUCGACUCGAGCUAAAGAAUCGGACGUUGAAGCCUUCAAGUCACCUUACAUGGCCGGGCCUGCAGCCGGCGGCCGGUCGUCGUCGUCGAUGGCCGUCCUACGUCAAUCCAUGUCAUCCUUCUUCUCUUCACUCCCCGUUCUUCUCUUGGUAUCGCUUCUCCUCUUUUCCCUACGCUCCGCUCUUCUGGCCGGAACCCUUCGCCUCUCCUCCCUCCCUGAUACCGAUCCCCUACUCCGAUCACUCCUUUCCCGUCUCUCUCCUCCCUCUUCAUCUUCGUCUUCGCCCACCUCAUCCUCCUCUAAAACCCCUCGUUUGUUCCACCUCUCUCCUGCCGUGCCCCUCGCUGACGACUUUUUCUCAUCUUCGCCGUCACUCGGUCGCCGUUCCUCACCCAACUCAUCCUUUUCCUCCCCGAUCUAUAUCUUCCUCUCCUUAAAUUCUAGUGCUUUGGCUAGGGUUGGGAUUCGCCCUAAGUACACCCCUGACCCACCCUCCCGCAUCCUCUUCUCUCUCUCAGAUUCGGAGAACGCCUCCCAAGAAGAGGCCGAUCGGGCUGCAAAAGGCUUCUCAUUAGGCAAGGACGGACUCCAGCUUGUCCAUCUCCUCUCCCUUCUCUCCUCCGCCCACGCGGUCGCUAUCCUGGGAUUUAUCCUCUGCUAUGCCACUGCUUUUGGUGUUGUUUUCUAUUGCGUUGCCUGUAACAUGCUCUCCCGACCCGUACCGUCUCUCACCCAGGCCCUUCGGUAUGGCGCAAGAUUAGGAGUCCGGCGCCUCGUCGGGUUCGUAUUCUUGAAGUGGGCCAUCAGGGACGCGCUGGUUCAGCUCCUCUGCAUCUGGUUCUUUGCCAACGUCGAGGACCAGAACAAGCUAUUCAAGCUCUUCAUCAAGGUCAAGCUCAUGCCCUUCUCCUUAACCGUGUUGUCCGGGAAUGAAGAUACUGAGCUUCCUGGGUUUCUGUUUGUUUGGGGGCUAUUGGACUUGGCGGUGUCCAUGAUUCUCGUUUUGGUGCCUUGGAUUGUUGUUGUGGAUGAUAUUAGAAGGACAGGGCAAGAAGUGGUGAAGGAAGGGGUCUUUCUGGUGACGUUAGUCACUAGACAGUGUAUGUGGAUGAAAUGCUUAGAGAUAGCCUUGAGCGGAAGGCUGGGGAGGUUGCUUCUUUCUGCAUUUGCUGGAAGAAGAUUUGCUAUGUGGGCUCAGGCAAUGCUAGAGGUUUAUUUCAUGGUGGUCUGGUUGGUUGUGUACUUGGAGGCACGAAGAAAGGACUGCGAAUUAGGGGGUAGGAGAUUUGGAAGGGAAGAGCUGGAGCGGUGUAUUGACAGGCUCUGAUGACGGUGCUGAUGGCGAGAGAGGGUUUUCUGAUUGUAGUUAGUAUCAUGCAAUUUGCAGAGGUAUUAAUUAAAUACCAUUUUGAUUACUUACUUACAAUUAGUCUUGUUUUACCUUGACACUCUUGUUACUUCCGUAUUGCUUGUUUCUUUAUUGGGGGAGUCAUGAAUUUGUAUGUACAGUUUCACAACUAAUAGAUUCCAUGUAGAUUUUGAAAGUGUUUGGAUGUUUUAUGGUUAUAUGUGAUCCACGCAUCAUGUAAAUAAAAUGAAUGUCGUUGUUUCUCACAUAUUAUCAAUUUCAAUAUUUUAUUUUA